AUGCCUCGUUUCACCGUCCACAUCCGAGAUGAGUGGCUGGCAGUGCCCUGUCGCGAUACCACCAACACCAUCCAGUGGCUCGGAUACGAGGCUCUCAAACGCUACGUGAAGAACAAACCGGACAACGGGGGCAUCCCAGCUGUGAAGGAUAUACGUUUUGUUGUGCGAAGGUGCCAGGGUUUGGGUUUGUUGGACGCGGAUGACUCCAUCGACGAUGUUCUGGAGGAUAAUGACUUUGUCGAGCUUGCUAUUGAAGGGGAUACCAUGUCUCCAGACUUUAUCCCCUGUCAGCCUGGAGUUUCUCAUCUUACAGCAGCUUAUAAAGAACCUGAGGAAUAUCUUUAUUUGGAUGGCAAAAGCCUGACAACGACAGAUCUGGUCAAUCUUGGUAGAGGACUCUACAAGAUAAAGCUGACUCCAGCAGCAGAAACCAAAGUUGUGCAAUCCAGAGAGCUUUUGGACACCAUCGUCAAAGAAAACAAAGUUGUCUAUGGAAUCACAACAGGUUUUGGCAAAUUUGCUCGGACUGUCAUUCCUGUCAGCAAACUGAAGGAGCUGCAGGAAAACCUGGUGCGGUCACAUUCAGCAGGUGUAGGAAAUCCGCUAAGCCCAGAGAGAACCCGCAUGCUGCUGGCGCUUAGGAUCAAUGUUCUGGCCAAAGGGCAUAGUGGAAUUUCUCUGGAAACCCUGCAUGCCAUGAUACAGGCCUUCAACGCGUCCUGCCUCUCCUUUGUCCCAGAAAAGGGGACAGUUGGUGCUAGCGGAGACCUGGCGCCCCUCUCUCACCUUGCCUUGGGGCUGAUGGGGGAGGGUAAAAUGUGGUCGCCCAAAAGUGGAUGGGCAGAUGCCAAAUAUGUCCUGGAGGCACAUGGACUGAAGCCUAUAUCGCUGAGGCCAAAAGAGGGUCUUGCUCUGAUCAACGGGACCCAGAUGAUCACCUCUCUGGGGGCGGAGGCUGUGGAGCGAGCCCAGGCGAUUGCCAGGCAGGCAGAUAUCAUCGCUGCUCUGACGCUGGAGGUGCUGAAGGGAACCACCAAGGCCUUUGACAGUGACAUUCACUCACUAAGGCCUCACCCGGGACAGAUCGAAGUAGCCUUGCGCUUCCGCUCACUACUGGACUCUGAUCACCACCCCUCCGAGAUAGCAGAAAGCCACCGGUUCUGCGACAGAGUCCAGGAUGCCUACACCAUGCGCUGCUGUCCUCAGGUCCACGGUGUUGCCAAUGACACAAUAAAAUUUGUCCAGAAUAUUAUCAAUACAGAAAUCAACAGUGCGACUGACAACCCUAUGGUGUUUGCUGAGAGAGGAGAGACCAUUUCAGGAGGAAAUUUCCAUGGCGAAUACCCAGCUAAGGCUCUGGACUACUUAGCCAUUGGAGUCCAUGAGCUGGCCUCUAUUAGUGAGAGAAGGAUCGAGAGGCUGUGUAACCCCUCUCUGAGUGAGCUGCCUGCCUUCCUUGUCAGUGAAGGAGGACUCAACUCAGGCUUCAUGAUUGCUCACUGCACUGCUGCUUCCUUGGUUUCAGAGAGUAAAGUUCUGUGCCAUCCAUCGUCUGUGGACUCCCUGUCCACCAGUGCUGCCACAGAGGACCAUGUGUCCAUGGGAGGCUGGGCUGCGAGGAAGGCCCUGAGGGUGGUGGAGCACGUGGAGCAAGUUCUUGCUAUAGAGCUGCUGGCUGCCUGCCAGGGCAUUGAGUUCCUCCGCCCACUUCGUACCACCACACCAUUGGAGAGGGUCUACGACCUUGUGCGCAGUGUGGUCAAGCCAUGGAUUAAAGAUAGAUUCAUGUCUCCUGACAUCGAGGCUGUUCACCGUCUCCUGCUUGACCAAAAGGUGUGGAAUGUUGCCAAGCCUUACAUUGAGAAGUAUCAGACAGAGUACAUCCCCGAGUCCCGUCCUGUUUCUCCUACGGCCUUCUCUCUGGAAUCCCCGGCAUCACCAAGGAAGCGUGUCCGUCAUGAGUGAAUCCAUACUCUUCUUCAAAAAUGUUUUCUUCAGGACCACUACAACAACCACAACAACAACAAAAAGUAAUUUAUUAAGACUUUCAUUAGGAAAUGACAACUCACUAAUCAGUUCUGGUAAAGCAUGCCAUGAUAUUUGGACCCUCAUGGAGAGAAACUAAAUUUAAACACUGAUCUGUUUUAUUCAAGUUUUCAACCACAAGACAACAUGCGUAACUGCUGUAUUUAUCUACACUUUUUUUGGCCCUAAAGUGUGCCAACUUUGGUUUUUAAGUCUUUAUUACUACCUCAGCCACUGUACUAUUCUAAUAUAAAAUCCGUGUUGAUGAUACCGCACAACUAUCACUCUUAUGAUAUGCACUCUGGUGUAAUUGUGUGAAAUCAUUUACA
Molecule: messenger RNA, 2354 nt
Organism: Myripristis murdjan (pinecone soldierfish)
Lineage: Eukaryota; Metazoa; Chordata; Actinopteri; Holocentriformes; Holocentridae
Gene: hal
Product: histidine ammonia-lyase
Exons: 20
Coding region: 1-1965 (654 amino acids)
Biological process (GO): L-histidine catabolic process
Cellular component (GO): cytoplasm
Molecular function (GO): histidine ammonia-lyase activity
Source: RefSeq, a predicted model, not a curated record